AUGGAAGCUGCAUUGGGGAGAAGACGAUCGGCGGCGGAAGUCGCGUUUGGGAAUAUAGUCGUUGGCAGUAGUCGUGCCCGGCGUGGAGCAAUCACAGGAGUAUCCAGCAUAGGAACGACAGGGUCCAGCACAGCGACAGCGGGAUCCACGUCGGGAGCAUCGGGGUCCACGUCAGGAACAGAAAAAUCUGGAAAAGGAAGGGAGCACGGACGGAACACGGAAGGUGGUAGCCGGAGCACGAAUGCGGACAGGAAAGACAGCCCAGCGAUUGGCGGCAGUGACGUCGGCAGUGACGUCGGCAGUGAAAGCGGUAGAGAUAGCGCUUCUGCUGCCUCUGCUGAUUUCACUCAUGCGUCGUCUGCUAUUUCCCCCUCUCUUUCCCCUCUUUCCUCCUCUCCCUCCUCUCCUUCUCUCGCGUCUCUUCUCUCCCAGCACCACCAACACUUGCAGCAGUGGCAGCAGCACUUAGACCGCGCCGUUUUCACGCCGCUCAUUGACCCCACCCACCCGCUUGCCGUGCUAAGUAAAACACUUAAGAAUUCCCCAAAGGUUCCUGUGCUGGUAGCGGUGGAUGGGCGCGUGCCAGACGCGGUGGCGGGAUGGGCGUGGGAGCAGGCGGGGGGGAGAAUGGUGCGCGUGACGUGGCGGAAAGCAGGGGGAAGGGAGGCGGGGAAGGGAGGGGAGACGGAAGGAGGGGGAGUGGAUCAGAGAGAGGUGGAAGGGGGGAGGGAGAGGGAAGGGGAGAAGGCAGGGGAUGGGGACACGGGGGAUGUUAGUCGGAGAGAAAAGGAGAGCGUUGGAGCGGGGGAAGAGAGAAGAGUGGAAGGCGGAGGCAUGAGGAGGCGGUUAGGAGUCUUGGAGAAGCGGAAGUGGAACAUCAGUCUAGUGAAGGCCGUGGGGACGAGCAAGGGAAGACCAGUACAUCAGCAGGAGCAGGAGAAGGAACAGCAGCAGCGGCAGGAGCAGGAGGGGGAGCAGCAGCAGCAGGAGCAGCGGCAGCAGGAGCAGCAGCGGGAGGAGGAGCAACGGCAGCAGCUGCAACGGCUGGUUGAGGGGCGCCAAUGGAGGGAGGGGGUGAAGGCGAGGGCUGUGUCAUGCGUGGCAAUGCUGCAGCAGCACGAGGGGCUGCAGGGAAGACUGGCUCAAGCUCAUCAGCUGUACCAACAGUCGCACCUCCACCACUCCUCCACUUCCUCCGCCGUUGCCUCUGCCUCCCCAUCCUCCUCCACUCUCUCACACACCUUGAAGCCUCUCAUUGCCGCUAUAAGAGCCGACCUGCAGCGGUUGCAGCAGCAGCUGCAGGCGCAGUGCAGAGUUGAUGCGAGGGACUUACGGCUGAGAAUGGAGGAGCGGAGCAAGCUGGCGAGAGAGGCUGGAUCUGGGAGUGAGGGGCUGGGAGAGGGAGGAGUGGGAAGAGGGGUAGGAGACGCAGGAGGAGGAGGAGGAGGAGAAGCAGACGGACGAGGCGAAUGGGAGGAAGGGAGGCAAGAGGAGGGAAAUAAGGAGGGAAGGAAGGGGGAGGGCAACGAGCAGGCAGGAAGUAGAAGCACUUGGUGGUGCAGCGGGCAGGAGACGGGCAGGGUAGCUCGCACCUGCAUGGGGCUGAGAGCUCCUUCCCCUCUCGCGCGGCUCUCCCCCCACCUCUUCCCCUCCCCGCCCCCCGCCGUCUCCUUCCUCCUGCAGUAUUUCCGCCAGCCUGGCAUGAUUGCUGACCUCCUCGCCCGCCCCCAUAACUGCACCUGGGUUCCGAGGGCUGGGGGUAAUAAGAAGGGGACGAGAAAGGGGAAGGCGGGUGGAAUGGGGAGUGUUAGGAAUGGGGAGUUAUGGCGAGGAGGGAGUGUGAGGGUGGUAGAGAUGUUAGUGCAUGCGGAUAGUCCUGAGGAGUGGAGGGAGUGGAGGGAGUACUGGUGUGGGAGGAAGCCGCUGACCAACCCUGCUGCCCCUGCCGGUGCUGCUGGCGCCCUUGCCACUGCCAAUGUCACCUUCGACCACAACGCCCACGAGAUCCGCGGCUUCAACACCCACGCCAAAACAGCGCGCGGUAACGUGGUAACCCUGUUACAGGACGACGACCUGCUGCCGUGGGACUGCAGCUGGCUGUGGCGCAUCACCCAUGAGAUGGACGCCCGGCCGCUAGUUGCUGCUGUGGGCUACAGGACAGGGAAGAUUGACGUGGAUGGGAGCAACUGGGGGGCGCCCCUAACCUGGUACAGGUUCGGGGGAUGGUUAUGGACUCACCCGUCCUACGACCCCCGGGCCAACCUACGGGGUUUUUUCGCGGGUGUGGUGGACUUUGCGCCGUUUGUGAUGCGGAGGGAUGUGUUUUUGGCCUUAGGGGGGCUGGACGAGGGGCUGUCGGCGCGGGGGGAGUGUGGGAUUAUCACAGAUUGGCAUUUUACUUAUCGGAUCUGGUUUGCUGGUUACCAGGUCAUGAAUGUAGCAUGGGACCCUCCGGAGAGUGGGAUUGGGAGGGGUGUGGAAGGCGGCACGCAUGCGGGUGUGAGAUUGAGCCUGCGGCACCUGCACUUUCUGAUCAAUGACGGGCAGAUGAGACGGCAUCAGAUAGAAGCACUGAAUGCAUGGCAGCAGAGGGAGGUGAAGAGGGUGAAUGUGAUGUUCCGGACGUUGGAUGUGUGGGAGUGA
Closterium sp. Naga37s-1 is the source of this 2643-nucleotide messenger RNA. The record is from the annotation of a GenBank genome assembly. NCBI's taxonomy places the organism in Eukaryota, Viridiplantae, Streptophyta, Zygnematophyceae, Desmidiales, Closteriaceae.